AUGUCCAUCACCAUCACAUAUCCUAGCACGUCACGACGAAGCACGACAAUGGACCAGCAACCAACAGCCUCCUUUCAGCUGCGCACUUCAGACCCAGUCUCACGUUUUCUCGACGAGCCGUUCAAGACCUGGCCAUCCACAAUCUUGUUUGCCGUUAUCUUGAUGGCCAUCGGCGGUGUCGCUAUCUUUCUGGGCAGGCGAUACAUGGAGACACUCCGUUUUCACACCCGACGCUGCUGUGAGACGCCUUUAACUUUGGAAGGACAGCGAUCUCAACUCAGAGGGAACACCGAAGCGUCAGCCACCGAUCAGAGCGCCGACUGGUCUGACAUCGGAUUCUGGGACGAUCAGGAAUCAGACGUCAGAAGACGAGCUGGCCUCGGACAUAUUCGUCCUGGAGCGGUCGCAAUCGGCGAGGUGCGGGAGGGGAAGAUAGCGCAGAGAAGAAGAGCUUCUUCUUCACGCAAGGCUUGA
Capronia coronata CBS 617.96 is the source of this 474-nucleotide messenger RNA. RefSeq lists its product as uncharacterized. The record is from RefSeq and is a predicted model, not a curated record. The transcript has a single exon. NCBI's taxonomy places the organism in Eukaryota, Fungi, Ascomycota, Eurotiomycetes, Chaetothyriales, Herpotrichiellaceae. The coding region runs from base 1 to 474 and encodes 157 amino acids.